UCCCUUUCCUUUCUUCCUCAUCGCAUAGCUUUUCAUUUCUAUUCCAACUUCCUCACCCUUCAUCUCUCUCAGAUUUCCCUCUUCUUCCGGUUACUUCGUUUCUUAGGGUUUCACGCUUUUCUAAUUCCUUUUUAUUGGAAACCAGACAUAACGAUGAUUAAACUGUUUAAAGUCAAGGAGAAGCAGAGAGAGCAAGCAGAAAAUGCAAGCGGAGGACCACCUGUUAAGAAGCAAUCAGCUGGGGAGUUGCGUCUUCACAAAGACAUAAGUGAAUUGAAUCUGCCAACAUCGUGUAUCAUACGAUUUCCCAAUGGCAAAGAUGACCUGAUGAACUUUGAAGUUUCAAUCCAACCUGAUGAUGGCUAUUACAUGGGUGGCACAUUUUUGUUUACUUUCCAAGUGUCUCCCAUCUAUCCACACGAGGCUCCAAAGGUUAAGUGCAAGACAAAGGUCUACCAUCCAAAUAUAGACUUGGAAGGAAAUGUUUGCCUUAACAUCCUGCGAGAAGAUUGGAAACCUGUUCUCAAUAUAAACACAGUCAUCUACGGAUUGUAUCAUCUCUUCACGGAACCAAAUUAUGAGGAUCCCCUGAAUCAUGAAGCUGCUGCGGUCUUGAGAGAGAACCCGAAGUUGUUUGAGUCUAAUGUGAGGAGGGCUAUGGCUGGUGGGUAUGUGGGACAAACCUAUUUCACUCGUUGUAUGUAAUCUUUGCUCCAUAACUUAAAUUCCGCAGUUGGAAUAUUAUAUCAUUGCUUAAAAGGUCCAUGGUUUGUAAAAUUUACUUGCGAAAAUUUCAUUUUCUUUCAAAACGGUUGCUGCUAUUUGUCCUGGAGGAGCACGAUGAUAAGCCCAAACAAAACCAAGCAUAAGAAAGCCAAGCAAUUCGUUACUGUAACUUUUUGUGCUUGCUUUUGUAAUGUGACUUUAUAUUUAAAGUGGACCAAACAAAAUGGAUUCCGUGGUCAAAUUUAUAUAUAAUAUAUAUAUACUUUCUGCUU
Molecule: messenger RNA, 998 nt
Organism: Vigna umbellata (rice bean)
Lineage: Eukaryota; Viridiplantae; Streptophyta; Magnoliopsida; Fabales; Fabaceae
Source: RefSeq, a predicted model, not a curated record